Molecule: messenger RNA, 1600 nt
Organism: Melanaphis sacchari
Lineage: Eukaryota; Metazoa; Arthropoda; Insecta; Hemiptera; Aphididae
Product: protein Smaug homolog 2-like
Exons: 5
Coding region: 209-1516 (435 amino acids)
Biological process (GO): nuclear-transcribed mRNA poly(A) tail shortening
Cellular component (GO): P-body
Molecular function (GO): translation repressor activity; mRNA binding
Source: RefSeq, a predicted model, not a curated record
GGUAUCGGAAAAAGUAAUCGGCGGAUUAGAUGAUCAAAAAGUGUCAAAUGAUCACUGAUCGUCCAACAAACGGUUUUCUGACGUUGCAGUGAAAAGACCGUCGUGCUUUUCAUUCAUUUUACGAUUCUUACGUCUUGCAUUAAAUAUAUAUAUAUAUUCAACUACCUGCCUAAAGUCGUGUAUCGAUUUAUCAUUUGAAAAUUUAAACAUGGAUGAAAUGAAACAACUAGCAAUGAAAUUAAUGCAGUGUAAAUCAUUCAAAGAACGACAGGAACGUCUGAGUGAAUCACUCGAUUAUCUGUCAUUCAACUAUCCUGAUCUCUAUACUGUGUGGUUUAGAGAGAUGAAAAGAAGAGAACUGGAUUCUAAUGAUCCAAAUAAAAUUACUAAAUGGUUAGAUAAUCCAUCAUCUAAAUCAUUUGUAAAACUUCAUGAAGCAUUGUUAUUGGUUAAAAAUAACAACAUUAUGGCCAAAGAGGAGUAUGUGAACAAUUUAAGACGAAUGCUAAAUCAAACAAUUGAAAAUGGUACCAACAUUGAGGUAGCAGCAAAAAUAUGCCAUUUAAUUGAGAAAUCAACAAGCUUAGCCAUCAUUUAUGAGAAUUUGAAACAUCUAAUUCACCAAGUAAAUCAACUGAAAAAAAGUGAACGUCACAUGCAAAGAGAAACCUCGACAGAAAACUUUUGGACAAACCAAUUUAAAUUGCCACAAAUAGACCCAUUCCAAGGUUUCAAUAUUCAGCCUGCUCAACAACACAUGAAUUCCCCUGUUUGGCCAAACUUACUGCAACCGACAAAUUUAAAAUCUGUCUCUGGUCUACCACACUUUAGCAUGGAAUGUUAUGGCUAUAACCAUCUGGAAAUGAUUGCAAAGACAAACAGGUCCAAUAUUUUGGGGGACUCGCGGUCACUAAUCAACCUGACAAUCCUUGAUCAAGAAAUGGAUGGAGCUGUAGCUAAGUGGCUUCAUUACUUAAAACUUCAUAAAUACCAAUGGUUCUUCAAUAGCCUCAGUUAUCUUGAAAUUGAAUUCAUCGACGAGGACAAUAUUGAUGAUUUCAUUGCUAAAGUUAACAAAAAUUCCAUUACAAAAGGUGCACAAAAAAAGAUCUGCAUAUCAACAAAGAAGUUGAGGGAUCGGCCACAAAAGUUGAACGACUUAUUAUUGGCUUUAGAUUUGGAAGUUACACCGAGCGAACUGUGUGAAUACAUGUCAUACAUGCGAGACAUAUUGCAUUUUCCUAUACCGAAUAAGAAUUGUGUUGUUGGCGACCAAUUACAACAAGACAUAGUUCUUGUCAUGGAGAAAUUGUUAAAUCAGCUGCUAGAAAAACUUGGUAUGGUACGUUCUUUAGUUGCACAGAGUCUACUUGGAAUGUCUAUCAAUAAAUACUUGGAGUGCAUCUUAUUAAUAAUCGGUAAUCAAACUUUUAUGAAACAGCAAAUAGACAAAUCAUUGUUAUUUUCUGAAACCUUAAAAUAUAAAGUCCAUAGGAUGCCCAGAAACUUUAAUUAAUGUUUUCAUUGUAAUUCUGCAAUUGGAACCACAUAUGGCAUAUGUAAUUUUUUUAAUUUUAUUAUUGUUAUUUGUGAUUGAUAA